AUGGAGUAUUACAGUUACCACAUAUUUGAACGUGCAGAAGAAUAUUCAACCAUCUUAAGAGCCGGAAAACUAUUUCAAGAGUUUUUAGUUGAUGCAUGGGCUGCUACAGAGCAAAGUAAGUUGGCAUGGCUCAUAUUCAACCAACCAACUUUGCGUUUUGACCUCUACAGUUGCAUUGCAGAUAUGAAAAAUGCGGAUUUAAAUCCGGGUUGUAGAGGUAAUCCUGUUAUUUUACCAUCUUCACACACUGGAAGCGGGAGGAAUAUGUACGAGAUAUACCAGGAUUCGAUGGCUAUUACACGUUUUCAUCACCAUCCAGAUAUUUUUCUUACAAUGACUGCAAACCCAAAUUGGCCAGAAAUAAAAAAUGCACUUUUACCCAAUCAGAGUGUCACUGAUCGUCCUGAUUUGGUAGCUCGAGUUUUUGAGCUGAAAAGAAAAGCAUUGAUGAAAGAAAUAAAGGAAAAAAAGGUGUUCGGCACGGUGGUCUCCCAUGUUUAUACCAUCGAGUUUCAAAAACGUGGGCUACCACAUAUGCAUGCUCUUAUAUUUUUGAAAGAUUCGGAAAAAAUUCGUACGGCAGACAUGGUUGAUAAAUUUGUUUCGGCUGAAUUUCCUAAUGAGAUAAAUGACCCAAUAUUGUUUGAUACCGUAAGCAAAUGUAUGGUUCAUGGUCCAUGUGGAGAGCGAGAUCCAUAUGCAGCGUGUAUGGAAAAAGGAAAAUGUACAAAAGGAUAUCCUAAGAAGUACACCGACACAACAACUUUGGACGAGGGUGGGUAUCCGAUUUAUCGUCGUCGUCGGGAUGGAAUAGAAGUUACUGUCAGAAACAACAAAAAGGCGUAUAAUAUAGAUGUUGUACCCUAUAACCCGCAUCUGUCAAGAAUGUUCAAUUGCCACAUCAAUGUGGAAAUAUGUGCAGGAAUAAGAGUUGUAAAAUAUAUUAACAAAUACAUUUACAAAGGUGGUGACCGAGCUACGAUGGUUUUGGGAGAACAUGACGAGAUUCAACAAUAUAUUGAUGCGAGGUACAUUGGACCACCUGAGGCUGUAUGGCGUUUGAUUGAGUACCACUUGCAUGAAGAAUAUCCUGCUGUACAACGGUUGGCAAUUCAUUUACAGAAUAGGCAACGGGUUGUUUAUAACACAAGGAAAUCAAUGGCCUCGGUUAUACUAACAACACAGGAACAUAAGACGACUUUGAUGGGUUAUUUUGAAUAUUAUGCUAAAAAUCCUAAUGCUCCGGCAUAUACUUAUCAACAGUUCCCGCAACACUUUGUAUGGUGUAAAAGGGUUAAACAGUGGAAAAUUAGACAACAAGGAUUUGCAAUUGGAAGAAUGUAUUUUGUUAGCCCUAACGCUGGAGAGUUGUACUACUUACGUAUGUUACUCACAACUGUUAGAGGUGCUAAUUCUUUUGAAGACUUGAAGACUGUAAGUAAUGGAGACGUAGACGAGGUGCACAAUACGUUUCAAGAUGCAUGUAUUGCACUUGGGAUUUUAGCACAUGAUGGAGAAUCGGAAAAAUGUCUUCAGGAAGCAGUGGUUAUGCAAACCGGAAAUCAGCUGAGGAAACUAUUUUGUAUUAUCCUAUCGCAAUGUAAUCCAUCAAGACCGGAGGUUUUGUGGGCGAAAUUUGGAAUGAAUAUAUGUGAUGAUCUACCACAUAGAUUGCGAAAAAGGUUUAACAUCCAGAAUCCAACAGAUGAACUGGCAAUGGAUUACGGAUUAUACCUGUUGGAUCAACUGCUUCAACGAUCUGGAAAAAAACUAGAAAAAUAUGAAUCAAUGCCGAGACCAAGACAUGAUUGGGGUCAAAUAGUAGGUAACAGAUACAUUUGGGACCAUAGACAACUUCAGUUUGCAUUAAGUGAUUCGGUGAUUCAGUCAGAUAUUGAGAAAUUGAAUGUCGCACAACGUUCGGCGUACAAUGCGAUAGUGGAUUCUGUGAAUGAUCGUAAUGGACAAAUGUUUUUUCUGAAUGGCAGUGCAGGGACUGGAAAAACUUUUUUGUACAACACAAUAGCAAGAAGAUGUCGUAAAGAUGGAAAAAUAGUCUUAACUGUUGCUUCAUCUGGUAUCGCUUCACUACUUCUUGAUGGAGGUCGAACGACACAUUCCACUUUUAAGAUUCCAUUUGAAGUCCAAGACGAUAACAGUAUUAGUAUUAGUAAGGACUCGGAUUAUGCCCAGCUGCUUAAAGAAGUAAGAUUGAUCAUAUGGGAUGAAGUUUCAAUGCAACAUAGAUUUUGUGUGGAAGCAGUUGAUCGCCUACUACGAGAUAUUCGCAGUGAUGACAGACACUUUGGAGGUGUAACAGUCGUCUUGGGUGGAGACUUUAGACAGACUUUACCAGUGGUCUCGAAUGCAAGUCGAGAACAAGCUGUUGGAGCAUCUAUAAGAGGUUCAUUUCUUUGGGAUUACAUUACUGUCUUGACGUUAAACCAAAAUAUGCGAUUGGAGCAGGAACCGGAAAAUUUGGAGUUUGCUGACUACUUGCUUGAGAUUGGAACGAACCCUAAAGAGGUUGUUAAUCUUCCAUCGACAAUGGGUAGAUGUCAAAACAUGCAUGAGCUAAUAUCUUCGGUGUAUCCUCUGUUGGUAAUGGACGAACCAAUGUCACCCAAAUACUUAACCGAGAGGAUCAUUUUAUCUCCACGUAAUGAAGACGUCCAUAAGAUUAAUAUGGAUGCAUUAGAAAGAUUACAUAGGGAGACUUACACGUAUUUUGCUGCUGACAAAAUGAUUCGGGAUGAUCAUGGAAGGGAUUCGGAUUUUACAACUGAAUUUCUCAACAAUUUAAGUCCACCAGGAACACCUCCAUUUAAGCUAGACCCCAAAGUUGGAUGUCCCAUUAUGUUGCUGAGAAAUCUGGCACCGAAAGAAGGCCUUUGUAAUGGUACAAGACUGGUGGUGACGAGGUGCGGACGACACGUGAUUGAAGCUAAAAUCAUAACGGGAGAAAAAGCUGGUGAAGUUGUAUUCAUCCCUAGAAUAACUUUUCAACCUUCAGCUUCAGAGCUAAACAUACAAAUGGAAAGACGUUAA
Papaver somniferum (opium poppy) is the source of this 3048-nucleotide messenger RNA. RefSeq lists its product as uncharacterized. Gene Ontology annotation, biological process: telomere maintenance; DNA repair. The record is from RefSeq and is a predicted model, not a curated record. Gene Ontology annotation, molecular function: DNA helicase activity. The transcript has 2 exons. Bases 1 to 3048 code for a protein of 1015 amino acids. NCBI's taxonomy places the organism in Eukaryota, Viridiplantae, Streptophyta, Magnoliopsida, Ranunculales, Papaveraceae.